This is a messenger RNA of Atta colombica, 2017 nucleotides long. RefSeq names its product succinate--hydroxymethylglutarate CoA-transferase. NCBI's taxonomy places the organism in Eukaryota, Metazoa, Arthropoda, Insecta, Hymenoptera, Formicidae. The record is from RefSeq and is a predicted model, not a curated record. The transcript has 6 exons. The coding region runs from base 251 to 1561 and encodes 436 amino acids. Gene Ontology annotation, molecular function: catalytic activity.
UACAUAUAGUAUGACGCAUGUAUGUAUCACAAUUCCAAUUUAACAAAGUUAAAUUUUCUCAAGAAAUAGAAACAUUCUAGCUUGAAAUGUAACAAACGUACAAUUCACAAUCAGUAUUUUUGGUCAAGUGCAUCAACUUCUGAAUGAGGUUUAGUCAAGAAGAUAGUGUUUCUGUUUAAUUUAUGUUUUAAAAUAUAUUACGUUGCACCCCAAUACAUAAGUUGUCAAUCUCAUUUUUAAGAAUUUCAAUAUGAUGCGUAAAAUACUUGCAAUUACCACACGAAACCGCGCGACGAGCCACAAAUCUUUCCUAAAUGAAGGCAAAUUGAAAAGUUGCGAACGUGAAUUUUGCACGGCCAUUCAAGAGAAUUGUUCGCCGUUGAACGGAGUACGAGUUCUGGAUCUAACGCGAAUCGUGGCCGGUCCUUACUGUACAAUGAUCCUGGGUGAUCUCGGUGCGGAGAUCUUGAAGAUCGAACGACCCGAUGGUGGGGACGAAGCACGCAAGUGGGGCCCACCAUUCUUCCAAGGAACACAAGAGUCGACUUAUUUCAUGAGCAUCAACAGAAAUAAGAAGAGUGUUUGCAUCGAUUUGAAGAAGGGGAAAGAUAUUAUUUAUGAGCUGGCGCAGACAAGCGAUAUUCUGAUAGAAAAUUAUGUGCCCGGAAAGCUGAAUAGCAUAGGCUUAGGAUAUGAAGACAUGGCUAAGAUAGCGCCACAUCUCAUCUAUUGCUCGUUGACUGGUUAUGGAUCUAGUGGACCAUAUGCAAAUAGACCCGGUUACGAUGUCAUUGCUGCUUCCUUAGGCGGUCUUUUGCACAUUACCGGGCCGAAAGAUGGACCACCGUGCAAGGUUGGCGUAGCAAUGACUGAUAUGGCAACAGGCCUGUACGCUCAUGGAGCAAUUAUGGCAUCUUUACUACAAAGAUCGAAAACCAACAAAGGUCAGUGGAUACAAUGUAAUCUCUUGUCGACUCAAAUCGCAAGCCUGAUAAACAUUGCUUCAAAUUACUUAAAUGGAAAUAAGGAAGCGACAAGAUGGGGAUCUGAACACGAAAGCAUAGUUCCUUACGAAGCCUUUUCUACGAAAGAUGGAUACAUGACGAUUGGAGUAGGAAGCGAUGCACAAUUUCUAGAAUUAGUCACAAAAUUACAAAUGUCAGAACUUGCUGCUAAUGACAAGUUCAAGAAUAAUAUAGCUAGAGUUAAAAACAGAAUCGAGCUACUUGAAAUCCUUAGAGAUGUAAUUAAAAAGAAAACAAAUCAAGAAUGGUCUGUAGAAUUUACAGGGGCUUCGUUUCCUUAUGGAGCAAUAAAUACUAUGAGAGAAGUAUUCGAUGAUCCCCAUGUGAAACACAUCAAAUUGGUUCAAGAAGUAAAUCAUCCAGUUACAGGCAAAGUGAAACUUGUUGGACCACCUGUGACAUAUAGCUACGCUACUAACAUAGUGCGAUCAGCACCACCAACAUUGGGACAGCAUACAUCGAUGUACCUACUGUACGAUUACGUCUACGAAUGCCGAAAUCAAAUAAAAAGGUUCAAUGGACUCAGGGGACCGUAGACAAUGAAAAUUUAAAUAAAAAGAAAUCAAAAUGUUGUUGUAUUUAUGAGAAACCAAAAACUUUCGGUGAAAGUAGUUCUGAAGAUAGUGAUGAUGAAUGCGAACAUUGUCAUGGACAUAAAGAUGCUCAUAAGAAAGUCUUACCUAAACCUGGUGAUCCUGCGCGAGAAGGAAUGUCAUCACAUCCUGAACCGAUUGCAACAGGUUCAACAUAAGUGUUUUUAUGCUUAUAUACCUAUUGACAAUUUUUCUCUAAAUGGAAAAUAAAUUCCUUUAUAUUUCUCGAGACAGUAUAUAAUACAGAAAAAGAUGAUAUUAAGUACACAAACUCUAAAUAUGAUUUUGCACUAGUAUAUGUACUUAUAUUACAGUGCUUUAAUCGUGCAGAAGAUUAUAAAUAUUAUUGAAAUUGUUAAUUAUUAUACAUGUCUUGCGAAUAGUAAAUUAUUCAACAUU